Molecule: messenger RNA, 1062 nt
Organism: Podospora anserina S mat+
Lineage: Eukaryota; Fungi; Ascomycota; Sordariomycetes; Sordariales; Podosporaceae
Exons: 3
Coding region: 1-1062 (353 amino acids)
Source: RefSeq, a predicted model, not a curated record
AUGGCAGCCAUCGUUCCGCUCAACACUCCUCUCCAGAUCUGGGGCCAGGAAGAUCAAGCACCCCCACUCAAUAACGUGGGAGGUGCCGUCUGGUACAGACAUUGGGAGUUUGACGGACCCGAGGAGCCAACAGAUAGACAGCUUGAGGCCUGGGGAAAGGAGGCAUUCGACUGGCUGCACAGAAACUAUGCGAACAAGGGAGCCUAUACCUCAACGACCAGCUCCCUUCUCGUAGCUACCCUUUACGUCAACAUGGGCUUUGCACGAGGUGCGCAAGCCUGGUGGGACGCUCGUUUCACGUGUCGUGCUCUCGGCGGAUGGAAAGAAACAGACAAGAGAUGGGCCCCCAAACUCUCCGGUCAAGAUGCUCGUCUAUGGCCGGAUAGUCCAGGCAAGGGACCCAACAAUUACGUUGGGAUUCAAGAGCCGUGCAGCAGAGGACCCAAGGAUCCGAACUGCCAGAAAUGCUGCAACACAUUGAAUGUGGCUUGGGUAAAGCCGCACCCACAGUGGCUCGCUGGUCAAGGCGGUGGUGGCCUUCAGCUCCCAACACCCCCGGCUGGCGGAGGGGGAGGAUCAGGCGCCGCCGGUGGAAGUGGAACGGGGGCCACUGGUCAGAGCGGUACCGGGAGGCCCGGGCCUAGCACCGGAGGGGGUGCGACAGGUGGCAGGACUAGCCCUUCAAACACUACCGGUUCAGUACCUGUCAACAACGCUUCUACUAAAGCUCCGACCUCGAAGCCCGUGACAGCAACCGCGAAACCCACACCGGCAACCGGACGACCGGCUUUGGCAGACAAGUCAACUUCUGGCCUCAACACCCAAGCUAGCAAACCAGGUCAAAAGGUCCCAGCUCCGGCUAAUACUACGGGACUCAAGACGUCGACCGCGACGACAGCGGCCAAGACCACUGCUGCCGUCAAGACUUCUACUGCAACCAAGACUUCAGCCCCCGCCGCGACUAAAACAUCGGCCCCCGUUGCGACCAAGACUGCUACGGCGACCAAGACUUCUGUCCCUGUUACGACAGCGAAGAAGACCACGGUAUCUGGGAAGAAAUAG